This is a messenger RNA of Rhizoctonia solani, 1698 nucleotides long. Its product is annotated as sphingolipid long chain base-responsive protein LSP1. Gene Ontology annotation, molecular function: lipid binding. The record is from RefSeq and is a predicted model, not a curated record. The coding region runs from base 1 to 1698 and encodes 565 amino acids. Gene Ontology annotation, cellular component: eisosome filament; plasma membrane. The transcript is spliced from 5 exons. Lineage: Eukaryota; Fungi; Basidiomycota; Agaricomycetes; Cantharellales; Ceratobasidiaceae. Gene Ontology annotation, biological process: endocytosis; negative regulation of protein kinase activity; eisosome assembly.
AUGUUCCACAAACUUCAAGCUAAGGCUCAGGCUGCUCUUGCAAGCGCAACACAUCGAAACGAUCACAACGACCAGGCUGAAGCCCAAGCAGAUCCAACCCAACCAACCCAACAGUCGGGUGGGCGCCACCAUGCUAUCGACAAUAUCACGCAUACCUUGAAGCAACUGCAUACGCAGUACUCUCCACAGGUGCGACCUGAUGCCCGCCAAUUACAAUUACUCAUCACUAGCCAGAAGGGCCUUUCUCUCGAUUAUGAGGCAGUUUCGCGCGAAUCCAAGGGUCACUCUAAAGAACUUUACCUUUGGGGCCAAGAUCAAGUAGACGACGUUAAAGAUGUCUCGGAUCGUAUCGCCUACCUCAAUUUUGCACAUGGUUCACUUGCGGCUGACCUUGCCAAAUCGCUCGACUCUUCACGUGCAUCGUACAAGUCCCUGCGAGAUGCCGAAACUACCUUGCAUCCACGUCGUGUUGCACGAGCUGGUAUGAGGGCCGAGAUCGACAAGAUCAGGCAAGCCGGAGCUACCAGUAAAGCCCCUUCCAACGGUGCCGAGCGUAUUGCCGAACUCGAGGCUCAGUUGAGCAAGGCCGAGCAAGAUGAUGCCCCCCAAGAGCGUGAAGUCGGACUCCUCAAGCGCCGCGCCUUGGUCGAGUGCGAACGUAAGAAGUGGGCUGCCUUCAGGGAAUACGCUGCCAAACUCGAGCUACUCUCCGAUGCAGCCGAGGCAUUGUUGGACGAGCUUCCUGACCAUGAGCCAACUGGCGCUUAUGCUGGAGCUCAGAACACUGCUCGUAUUCGUUCUCAACUCCAAAACACACUUGAUUCCUACCAACCUGCCCAAGGGAGGACAAAUAAAUUCAAGGCCCCGCAUGCACCCCUUGGUGUUGGUGCUGGGGCCGACACUCGCAGUUUCGGUGAAACACACAAGGAGGAGCUUAACAGUAUUCCACCAACCACUGCACCCACACCUCAAACUGGCCCGGGAGCAUUGGCCGAACAGCGGUUUGGGUCACAAAGCUCGAAUCAACACCUUGAUCCCGCGUCUGCGGCUAUUUCUCAGCCUGGAGGAGAUGCAGUCACUGGUAGCAGCACCACUGCAACUGCAGGCCACGCUCCAUCGCAACCUGCCCCUAUUAACCCAACUUCGUUGAAUCAUGCGCCCGCCUCUCUUCCUAAUCACUCGCCCUCUGUAUCGUCGCCCCUCCGUGAUGCAACCGCCACCCAAGAUACUGUCCAGACACCCUUGACCACUGGCCCGGCCGCUACCGGCGUACCGAUUCCUGCUGCCCAGCACGAUGUCACGGUCGCUGAGACCGGGGUGCCUUUGGCUGCCGGUGCCGCAGGGCCGGGCCCUAAGAGUGGGAGCCUUAGCCGCGACAGUGUGCCAACGACCGAUCCUCCUGCAGGCCCUCCACAGACUGGCCCGGCUCCUCCAUUAAAUAACGAGGACGAACUUCCUGGGUUUGCUGGUGCAACUAGGCACGAAUCUGCCGAAGAAGAGAAGGCGCGGCUUGCCAGGGAAGAGCGCGAGCGUUUGCUUCACACAGGGGCCCCAUCGGCCGCUCAUCCAACUGCAGAGGAAGAGAAGGCACGCUUAGAGCGGGAGGAAAGGGAUCGCCUCCUUCGUGGGCAAGCCCAAGACCAAGGCGAGAAUGCGGGAGAUGGCAAGACUGUCCCGCCUCCUUAUGCUGAUUUCUAA